UUGUGGCUGUGGCGUGUUUUGUGAUAACAGCAAAAAUAUUAUUUUCUGGUUCUGAUAAUGAUAUAAAAAUACCAGAAUAUUUGUGCUCUUUGCAGUAGGUUUGUUCUCUAAUUACAAAUUAUUAUUCGUGUGAUGUUCGCCAUAAAGAUAAAAAUUAAGUCCAAGUGAUACUUGUUGUGGUACAUUUAGCUAUACAGUUUCAUUUCGAUAUUUUUACGUGGAAUGUGUUCGCAUUAUUCCGUUCGUAUGUCGUCUUGAACCGUACGAGUUAGUUUUUUGAAUAUAAUUAUUUCAACGUAACCUUGAUAUUCAACUCACUGCUUUGAUGCUCGACCAUUGAAAUUUGAAACAUGUUGCUGUCAAAAAUAUCCUUAGUUAAAACCCUCUGCGAACUAUGCCAUCGCCAGACUCAGACUCAGACACCCGUACGUCGAAAAUUCUCUCAAACCGUCCGUCUAACAUCUUCAGCAUCCAAGUUCCAACUAGAAGAUGCGCUAAACGUCGAGAGCGAAUUAAACGAAGACGAAAUAAUGCUGAGAGACACAUUCCGUUCGUAUUGUCGCGAAAAACUCAUGCCCAGAAUAUUAUUAUCUCAUCGAAACGAGCAAUUCGACAGACACAUCAUGAACGAAUUGGGCCAACUGGGCGCAUUCGGUUGUACCCUUAAGGGGUACGGUUGCGCGGGCGUCUCUUCCGUUGCUUAUGGUUUAAUCGCUCGUGAAAUUGAAUACGUCGAUAGCGCUUACAGAUCGGCGAUGAGCGUGCAAGGCUCUCUGGUUAUGCAACCUAUUUACGAGCUCGGCAGCGAAGAACAAAAGGAGAAGUAUUUGCCGGGUAUGGCGAAGGGCGAGAUUGUCGGCUGUUUCGGGUUAACCGAACCGAAUGCUGGAAGCGAUCCUGCAGGUAUGCGAACAAAAGCAGUCUACAACGCGGCCAAAAAAACAUACACAUUGAGCGGCAGCAAAACGUGGAUCACGAAUUCCCCGAUAGCCGACGUGCUGCUAAUCUGGGCCAAAUGCGAAGACGGUAAAAUACGCGCCUUCUUGGUCGACAAAGGCACCAAAGGCAUCGAGGUGACCAAAAUCCAAGGUAAAUUCUCUUUACGCGCCAACACCACCGGUAUGAUCAUGAUGGACGGAUGCGAAAUCCCCGAAACUAACUUACUACCCAAAUCGGAAGGUUUGAAAAGCGCUCUAGGAUGCUUGACCAACGCCAGGUACACCAUUGCUUUUGGGGUAACCGGAGCAGCUCAAUUUUGCUUCGAAACCGCCCGACAGUAUUUACUAGACAGAGUGCAAUUCGGCGCACCUCUCGCUUCUAAACAACUAGUGCAGAAGAAAAUGGCCGAUAUAAUCAGCGAGAUCUCUCUGGCGUAUCUGGCUUCGGUUAAAGUCGGACGACUCAAAGAUGAAGGAUUACUCGCUCCCGAAAUGAUCUCGAUAAUCAAGAGGAAUAAUUGCGGUAAAGCUUUAGAAAUCGCCAGAACUUCUCGCGAUAUGCUCGGAGGUAAUGGUGUCGCCGACGAGUACCAUAUUAUCAGACACGUGUUGAAUUUAGAGGCUGUGAAUACGUACGAGGGCACUCACGAUAUACACGCGUUAAUUUUGGGCAGAUCUAUUACCGGAAUUCAAGCUUUCAAAUAGAAAUACUAUGUUCACGUGAUCUGGACACUACUCGAAAAAGUCAACUCUAAGUGAAGACGAGCGACCAAUUUAAAAAAACCAACUACGAGCUUUUGCUACUUAUUUUUAUAAAACGGUAUCCGAGUGUAUAAUUUAAUUCAUUUUUUUUUACACCAUGUGGUUAAUUUGUUAAAUAAAAUUGUUCGUAACAAGUUUCAGAGCAAAGUGUCUGUGUAGGUAGUAGGUAUACCUAACCUACAAAGUAUACGUUAAUUUCAACUUUUUUCCUUACAGAAUAUCGUGUGUAAGUUAUGUUCAUCGUAGCCCAUAUUUUCAUUAAUUCUGAUGUCGAGCCACGUAAUAAAAUGAACUUCGAACAUAA
Messenger RNA from Planococcus citri (citrus mealybug), 2004 nucleotides. Its product is annotated as glutaryl-CoA dehydrogenase, mitochondrial. The record is from RefSeq and is a predicted model, not a curated record. Bases 351 to 1643 code for a protein of 430 amino acids. Gene Ontology annotation, biological process: fatty-acyl-CoA biosynthetic process; fatty acid beta-oxidation using acyl-CoA dehydrogenase. The transcript has 3 exons. Gene Ontology annotation, cellular component: mitochondrial inner membrane. Gene Ontology annotation, molecular function: fatty-acyl-CoA binding; glutaryl-CoA dehydrogenase activity; flavin adenine dinucleotide binding. NCBI's taxonomy places the organism in Eukaryota, Metazoa, Arthropoda, Insecta, Hemiptera, Pseudococcidae.